AUGGCGGUACUGAUCUCACCAGAACCUAGGAUUCAGCUCAUAGCUGGCGUGUUGUUAACGACAAUUCCGCUUUGGCUUCUGGCCUGGCACUUUCGAGUGCGCAACCCUCUCUUCAUCAGUCGUCACAUACCGUUUCACAAUGCCUGGACUGUAGAUCGCGAGACCUUCAUCCACGAAUGGACGGAGAACCAGAUCGGCAACCCACCCAAUCGCUCAGCUAUCGCACUCCUUUGUCGCAAAUCGGACAUUAAAUGGCGGCCGGAAGUUGUCUUGGACCUAGACGAUGCCAAUGGCGGCAUCGGCAAUGUUCGAGGCAAUAUCUUUGACUUUCUCAGCUUGGCCAUUUUGACAGGGUCGUCAAUCAUGCUGCCCAGUUUCCAAUCCAGGUCAGCCGAGGACUUGAGCGCUCUCUGGAACGGCAAGAUUACCUUCGACACUUUCUUUGACACGGAACACUUCGCAGCCACUUUUGCUGCAGCAUGUCCGAAGAUGGACGUCUACAUGCCAUCGAAGGACCAUUCUCUGGUUCCUCCUCUACAAAACCGCUACCAGAUGCCCAGCAUGCGGCAAGAUUUACUAGAGGCUGGGGCUCUAGGUGAUAUCCCAAGAACUCCAGCAGAAGCAGUGAAAAACUUCAACCAUUGGUUGUCUGUGCAGCCAGACUACGACGCGAAAAAGACAACUCUUGUCAGCGUUGGCCGCACCCUUUGGGAAGGACUUGACACACGUUCUCUACCUGCAGCCGUACGCAGAGACUUUGGCGGUUCCCUCCGCCUGAUACCCGAAGUACGCAGAUUGGCAGCCAUAGUAACCUACAACCUGGCCCUCAAGUACCAUCUCCACAGCAUCGACCCUCGGCUUCCAUACUACCCAUCUGCCUUCCUAGGCGCACACCUACGCACCGAAAGCGACGCAAAAGCUGCCGGCUGGCUCAACGACGAAACCGCCGCCGCACACGCAAACUACACCGGCCAAACCGAUGCCUACCUCUCCCAAGCUGUCGAACGCAACCUCCCAAUCAUCUACGUAGCCAGCGGCAAUGCCUCUGAGAUUUCCCGUUUCGCAGAAAAAGCUUGGCACCUCCAUUCCUUUAACGUAACCUCCAAGGCUUCUUUGCUUUCUGGAAAUGACCUUGAAGCUUUACAGAGUUUAUCUUGGGAUCAACAGGGUUUGGUGGACUAUGAAGUAUUGAGACGCAGUUCGAGUCUGGCGGGCUUUGCGAGGAGUAGUUUUGCUUUCAAUAUUGCGAUUACGAGGAAUGAGUUUGUGGAUGUCAAUCGAGAGAGUUUGAGAUUGAGGCCGCAGGAUUCGAGGAGGGAGGAUGUGGCGUUUGAUGAUGGGUUUAGCAGGAUUUGGGGGCGGUUUCCGUGGCAGGAGGUGAGGAUGUUAAGGGGUGCUUGGCCUUGA
Molecule: messenger RNA, 1407 nt
Organism: Aureobasidium vineae
Lineage: Eukaryota; Fungi; Ascomycota; Dothideomycetes; Dothideales; Saccotheciaceae
Source: the annotation of a GenBank genome assembly